This is a messenger RNA of Mugil cephalus (flathead mullet), 1459 nucleotides long. RefSeq names its product nth-like DNA glycosylase 1 (gene nthl1). Gene Ontology annotation, molecular function: oxidized pyrimidine nucleobase lesion DNA N-glycosylase activity; DNA binding; DNA-(apurinic or apyrimidinic site) endonuclease activity. NCBI's taxonomy places the organism in Eukaryota, Metazoa, Chordata, Actinopteri, Mugiliformes, Mugilidae. Gene Ontology annotation, cellular component: nucleus. Gene Ontology annotation, biological process: base-excision repair; nucleotide-excision repair; base-excision repair, AP site formation. The record is from RefSeq and is a predicted model, not a curated record. Bases 1 to 1212 code for a protein of 403 amino acids. The transcript has 6 exons.
AUGACUUCCCCGUACUUCAUGCAGACCAGAUCUGUUAUCACCCGCAGUGGAGCUACCGGUUGCACACCUGCAACUUCUCUCCGGUCCAAACUUUCCAGCAGACGGAGGGACGAGGACCCGGUUUCCUCUGUGGCGGUGAAGGUGGAGGUGGAGGAGUCGAGAGUAUCUGAGCAAAGACCCUCCUCGGCCUCCUCUUUAACCGGUAGUCAUGAACUCCUCCACCAGACCACUUUGCAGCCCAAAGCAGAAACAGAAGCGUUACCGGUGAAUCCACACAGCCGCAGGAGAAGACAGCUAAAGGUGGAAUAUGAGGAGGAUGACGGUCUUCCGCAGAUAAAGACGGAGCGCUGGGAACCCACGGACUGGAGGAAACAGCUGGGAUUCAUUCUUGAGAUGAGGAGCGGCCGAGACGCACCCGUAGAUAACAUGGGAGCAGAGAAAUGUUAUGACACGCAGGCUCCUGCACAUGUGAGACGCUUCCAGGUGCUGGUGUCACUCAUGCUGUCCAGUCAGACUAAGGACCAGGUGACAGCAGCAGCUAUGCAGAAGCUCAGAGCACAUGGCUGCACCGUGGAAAAUGUACUCGCCACUGAUGAUGAGACACUGGGAAAACUCAUCUAUCCUGUUGGUUUCUGGAGGACUAAGGUGAAGUACCUGAAACUGACAUCGGCCAUGUUGCAGAAGGAGUUCGGAGGGGACAUCCCAAACAGCGUGGAGGGUUUGGUCCGCCUGCCGGGAGUUGGACCCAAAAUGGCUCACCUGGCUAUGGACAUCGCCUGGGACCAGGUGUCCGGCAUUGGCGUGGACACUCAUGUGCAUCGUAUCUCUAACAGGCUGGGCUGGCUCAGGAAACAAACCAAGACCCCGGAGGAGACACGCAGGGCCCUGGAGGAGUGGUUACCCAGGGACCUGUGGAGUGAGAUCAACUGGCUGCUUGUGGGUUUUGGACAGCAGGUUUGUCUGCCUGUCAACCCCCUCUGCUCUGUGUGUUUGAACCAGCACAGCUGUCCGUCUGCGCACAAGAGCUCUCCUGCAAAGCGGCCUAAAGCUGGAUCACCGCGCUCCCCCAGUCCAUCCACCUCCCUUAAAAUAAAAGCUGAACGUGGACUGGAAGCUGCUGUCAAAGACGAGGUGAAAAAGACCAAGUCCCUGGCUGCACAUGUCUCCCCCACCACACAGAGACGCAGGAUAAAAACCAAGGUUACCUCUUGAUUUUUGUCAUCUCAGGCUUUUGUCUGAGCAACUAGCGGACAUCUAACACGGAGACAUACAACAUGCUUUUAUACACACUAAAAACAUAUGUUGUAUUAGAUAAAUUCAGAAUGUUUGUAGUUACUUUGAUUUGUGGUCUUUAUUUGACACUACAGUGGCAUGAUUUACAUUUUAUAUGAGAUUCAAUAUUUUUAUAAUGCUUUUGGGUUUUUUUUACCAAAUAAAAAAUGCUACUGAUGAUACUGUA